AUGCGCUUUAAAACGAGAUAUUCGUUACAUAACAUUCGAGUGCAAGGAGAAGCUGCUAGUGCCGAUCAUGUGGCUGCUCAGAGUUUUCCUGGAAUAUUAAAGGAAAUUAUCGAAAGUGGAGACUAUUCGCCUAAACAAAUUUUUAACGUGGACGAAACUGGUUUGUUUGGAAAAAAAAUGCCCUCUCGUACUUUUAUAUCACAGGAAGAAAAGUCUAUGCCUGGAUUUAAAGCGGCUAAAGAUCGUUUGACGUUGUUAUUGGGUUCGAAUGUUGAAGGUGAUCUUAAAUUGAAACCCCUUUUAGUUUAUAGGUCUGAAAAUCCUCGAGCUCUCAAAAAUUACGUCAAGAGUACUCUUCCAGUUAUAUGGAAGGCUAAUCCAAAGGCAUGGGUUACAUCAAUACUUUUUGAAGAAUGGUUUACUAAGCAUUUUAUAACUGAAGUGAAACAGUACUGUUCAAACAAUAAUUUGGCUUAUAAAGCUUUACUUAUUUUGGACAAUGCUCCCGGCCAUCCUGUGCGUAUUGCCGAUAUUGAUCCUCAAAUCAAAGUCGUGUUCCUGCCUCCCAACACCACUUCGUUGUUACAGCCGAUGGAUCAAGGAGUUAUCGCGUCUUUUAAGGCCUAUUAUCUCAGGAGAACUUUUUCACAGGCUGUAAAGGCUAAUGAAAAUGAUGGCAUGGAGCUGAGAGAUUUUUGGAAAAGUUAUAAUAUCCUGCAAUGCGUAAAAAAUAUUGCUACUUCAUGGAAUGAGCCAUCUGAAAGUUCUACAACUACAGAUCAACCAAAUGUCGAUGAGAUCACAACUGACAUUGUUCAUUUGGCUAACCGUUUCCCUGACAUUGCAGUUACUACUGAUGAUAUUGAUGAUCUGUUAAGCUCACAUUCGCAAGAACUGACUGAUGAAGAUCUUAUUGAAUUGGAGGCACAAGUACAAAAGGAAGCACUCGAGUCACAAGAAAUAGCUUCUUCUAUUACCUAUCACUGUUACCAAGAUCUGUAUGAUAGCAAGAAGAAAGAAGCCAAGCAAUCUAGAAUUGAUAGUUUCUUUAAGCCAAAAGUUUAA
This is a messenger RNA of Ctenocephalides felis (cat flea), 1065 nucleotides long. RefSeq names its product tigger transposable element-derived protein 1-like. Gene Ontology annotation, molecular function: DNA binding. Gene Ontology annotation, cellular component: nucleus. The transcript has 3 exons. Lineage: Eukaryota; Metazoa; Arthropoda; Insecta; Siphonaptera; Pulicidae. The record is from RefSeq and is a predicted model, not a curated record. The coding region runs from base 1 to 1065 and encodes 354 amino acids.